GCGCUCUAGGCUGCAGCCAGCUCUUCAAAGAGCUUUUAUCAUCUCGCUGAUUUCUCUUAGAGAGCGGCUACUCUCUCCGCUCAAGUGGCUUCUCUAUGGUUAACUUCUCGCCUUUGUUUCGAAUUUGCUUCGGAUGACACUCGGCUGGGACCCAACGCCUUCCCACAGCUGCCUCAGAGGUUCCUUUUAGGUACAACUCAGAAGCCACAGGAGCUCGGUGAGACCUGUGUUGGCUUAGCUCCGGAAAGCUCGGCGACGAGAACGAUGGCGGAAAUGAGUACGAAGCUGUUGCUGCUCGUCCCGAGUCUUCUGGCUGCUUCCCUAUUUGCUCCCCGAAGGCUCCCCCUGUCCUCCUCCUGGGGCCCAUCAUGAAUGGUGCCCCUUCCCCGGAGGAUGGGGUCUUCCCUUCCCCGCCAGCGCUGCCACCACCCCCUCCCCCAAGUUGGCAAGAGUUCUGUGAGUCCCAUGCGAGGGCUGCUGCCCUGGACCUUGCCCGCCGUUUUCGCCUCUACCUGGCCUCCCACCCCCAGUAUGCGGAGCCGGGAGCAGAGGCCGCCUUUUCGGGCCGUUUUGCUGAGCUCUUCCUGCAGCACUUUGAAGCUGAGGUGGCUCGGGCCUCGGGCUCUCUCUCCCCACCUGUUUUGGCUCCAUUGAGCCCUGGUGUAGAAAUAUCACCACCACACGACCUGCCCCUUGAGAGCUGCAGGGUGGGAGGGCCCCUGGCAGUGUUGGGCCCUUCUCGAUCUUCUGAGGACCUAGCUGGCCCCCUUCCUUCCUCAGUCUCUUCCUCCACAACAUCCUCAAAGCCGAAGCUCAAGAAACGCUUCUCCCUCCGUUCAGUCGGUCGUUCAGUCAGAGGUUCUGUUCGAGGCAUCCUGCAGUGGCGGGGGGCCGUUGACUCUCCCUCCCAAGCUGGGCCUCUGGAGACCACCACAUCAGGCCCUCCAGUUCUAGGUGGAAACAGCAACUCCAACUCCUCUGGUGGUGCUGGGACAGUUGGUAGGGCAUUGGCUAGUGAGGGCACAUCCCCUGGGGAGAGAUGGACUCAUCGCUUUGAGAGGCUGAGGCUGAGUCGUGGAGGGGGGACUUUGAAAGACGGAUCAGGAAUGAUACAGAGAGAAGAGCUGCUGAGUUUCAUGGGGGCUGAAGAGGCUGCCCCUGACCCGGCAGGAGUGGGUCGUGGCGGAGGGGCAGCUGGGCUGACCUCAGGAGGAGGAGGGCAGCCUCAGUGGCAGAAGUGUCGCUUAUUGCUCCGGAGUGAAGGAGAAGGAGGAGGAGGAAGUCGCUUGGAGUUCUUUGUACCACCCAAGGCAUCCCGGCCCCGUCUCAGCAUUCCCUGUUCUACUAUUACUGACGUCCGCACAGCCACAGCCCUGGAGAUGCCUGACAGGGAGAACACGUUUGUGGUGAAGGUAGAAGGCCCUUCAGAGUACAUCCUGGAGACAACUGAUGCACUUCAUGUGAAGGCCUGGGUGUCUGACAUCCAAGAGUGCCUAAGCCCAGGACCCUGUCCUGCUAUCAGCCCCCGUCCCAUGACCCUUCCCCUGGCCCCUGGGACCUCCUUCCUCACAAAGGAUAACACAGACAGCCUGGAGUUGCCCUGCUUGAAUCAUUCAGAGAGUCUGCCUAGCCAGGAUCUGCUUCUGGGACCCAGCGAGAGUAACGACCGCCUGUCGCAGGGAGCUUACGGAGGCCUCUCAGACCGGCCGUCAGCGUCCUUCUCCCCGAGUUCUGCCUCCAUUGCUGCCUCCCACUUUGAUUCAAUGGAACUGCUUCCUCCAGAAUUGCCCCCUCGAAUUCCCAUUGAGGAGGGGCCUCCAGCAGGGACAGUUCAUCCCCUCUCUACCCCCUACCCUCCCCUGGAUACUCCAGAAGCAGCCACAGGGUCCUUCCUGUUCCAAGGGGAGCCAGAGGCGGGCGAGGGGGACCAGCCCCUCUCAGGCUAUCCUUGGUUCCAUGGCAUGCUCUCUCGACUCAAAGCUGCCCAGUUAGUGUUAGAAGGAGGCACUGGCUCCCAUGGUGUCUUCUUGGUACGCCAGAGUGAGACCAGACGUGGCGAAUAUGUCCUCACUUUCAACUUCCAGGGCAAGGCCAAGCACCUGCGUUUGUCACUAAAUGAGGAGGGUCAGUGCCGGGUCCAACAUCUGUGGUUCCAGUCCAUUUUCGAUAUGCUUGAGCACUUCCGGGUGCACCCCAUCCCUCUGGAGUCUGGAGGCUCCAGUGACGUUGUCCUUGUCAGCUAUGUGCCCUCCCAGCGGCAGCAGGAACGGAGCACCUCCCGUGACCCAACCCAGCCCUCUGAACCCCCUCCAUGGACAGAUCCCCCACAUUCUGGGGCAGAAGAGGCGUCGGGGGCGCCAGAAGUGGCGGCAGCCACAGCCUCAGCAACCAAAGAGAGGCAAGAGAAAGAGAAAGCGGGCGGUGGAGGGGUCCAGGAAGAGCUGGUCCCCGUGGCUGAGCUGGUCCCCAUGGUUGAAUUGGAAGAGGCCAUAGCACCAGGCACUGAGGCUCAGGGUGGUGCUGGCUCUAGUGGGGACUUGGAGGUGUCCCUAAUGGUACAGCUCCAGCAGCUACCACUAGGGGGCAACGGAGAAGAAGGGGGUCACCCCCGAGCCAUUAAUAACCAGUACUCAUUUGUGUGAGAUACCUGCCCACCCUCCAUUUUCCUGUUCCCAGCCUUAAGUUGUGAGACUGGGCUGGGUAGGAACACAGAGGAAAGUGGGAGUCCCCUCCCUCCAUGCUUCCUGACCCUUGUCAGCCAAGGGUGUGUAUGUUGGUACAAGUAGAGGUUCAAGAGCCCUGUUAAGUCCCCAGUUACUACACUACAGGUGCCCGUGCUCCAGCCAAGGACCUGGGCUCCGUUACCUCCCUGAGGGGCUCUUAUGGUCAGCCCCAUCCCUGGGGGGUGUUUCCCCACUAAUAACCCCCAACCCAAGCAAGGGUGAGGGGGGAAGGGCUGUCAGUUAUAUUAAGGUUGUUGUUGUUGUUUUAAACAAAAUGGAAAAGCAUAAAUAAAUAAAUAAAUAAAUAAAUAAAUAAAUAAAGGGUUUAUCUCAGUUCCAUCAUAA
This is a messenger RNA of Apodemus sylvaticus (European woodmouse), 3068 nucleotides long. It is a transcript of the gene Sh2b1, whose product is annotated as SH2B adaptor protein 1. NCBI's taxonomy places the organism in Eukaryota, Metazoa, Chordata, Mammalia, Rodentia, Muridae. The record is from RefSeq and is a predicted model, not a curated record. The transcript has 9 exons. Gene Ontology annotation, molecular function: transmembrane receptor protein tyrosine kinase adaptor activity. Bases 369 to 2642 code for a protein of 757 amino acids. Gene Ontology annotation, cellular component: plasma membrane. Gene Ontology annotation, biological process: intracellular signal transduction.